AUGUUCUCCCGCAUAUCUAUAUCACGCUGUGCGGUCCUCGCCCAUGCAGCUACACGCUCAAGACCCCUCGCGCGUCCCAUGCUCGCCGCCCAGCAGAUAGUGCGCUUCGAGUCCCAGAAAGCCGCGGACGACGAGGAGAAGAAAAAAUUCCUCGAGACAUUGAACGAUGUGCUGCGAGACUGGGAUGCUAAGAUCUUGGGGUAUAACGACGUGAAGCCCAAGUCCUUGGAGCCGAGCUCGGAUUUCUACAUAAUUGACGUGCGUGAGCCUGACGAAGUUCGGCUGGGUUCCAUUCCCUCUUCCGUCAACCUCCCGCUUUCCGUCCUCGCGGGUGCGCUGCAUCUCAACCCAGCGGCCUUCAAGGCGCUCUAUGGCUUUGACAAGCCAAAGCAGGACCAGGAGAUUAUAUUUUACUGCCGCAGUGGGAAGAGAUCUGGAAGUGCAUGCGAUAUUGCGAAGAGGAACGGUUUCAAAAACCUCGCAAACUAUAAGGGUUCCUGGCUGGACUGGGUCAAGAAGGAAGGGAUCACACCCCCGUCGUGA
Sparassis crispa is the source of this 543-nucleotide messenger RNA. RefSeq names its product Putative thiosulfate sulfurtransferase. Gene Ontology annotation, cellular component: mitochondrion. Bases 1 to 543 code for a protein of 180 amino acids. The transcript is spliced from 3 exons. Gene Ontology annotation, molecular function: thiosulfate-cyanide sulfurtransferase activity. The record is from RefSeq and is a predicted model, not a curated record. Lineage: Eukaryota; Fungi; Basidiomycota; Agaricomycetes; Polyporales; Sparassidaceae.